Molecule: messenger RNA, 1961 nt
Organism: Cannabis sativa
Lineage: Eukaryota; Viridiplantae; Streptophyta; Magnoliopsida; Rosales; Cannabaceae
Exons: 7
Coding region: 263-1693 (476 amino acids)
Biological process (GO): SRP-dependent cotranslational protein targeting to membrane, translocation; post-translational protein targeting to membrane, translocation
Cellular component (GO): membrane; Sec61 translocon complex
Molecular function (GO): ribosome binding; transmembrane protein transporter activity; signal sequence receptor activity
Source: RefSeq, a predicted model, not a curated record
UAUUCUUUUAAUGGAACCUUUCAAAAAUGUUAAUUAUUCUUUUUUUUUUUUUAAAAAAAAUAUACGUGAACUUAUUUUAGUACUAAAGGCCAAACGAAGAGCUCUCCUCGUCUCUCCUAUUCUUUUCCCCAAUUUCUCUUCCCCUUUGGGAGCUCAGCUCAGAUCCGAGAUCUUUAGGCUAAUCAAGCUAGGGUUUGAUCUCUUCUCAUAUCACGUCUUCAACCUUAUUGGUUUAGCUUAGUUUUGGCAGAAACAAGAUAAGAUGGGAGGUGGUUUUCGUGUCCUCCAUCUGGUGAGGCCUUUCCUCGCUUUUCUGCCUGAAGUGCAGAGCGCUGACCGAAAGAUUCCAUUCAGAGAGAAGGUGCUAUACACCGUUGUAGCGCUUUUCGUCUUUCUGGUGUGCAGUCAAUUGCCUCUUUAUGGCAUUCACUCUACAACAGGAUCGGAUCCCUUCUAUUGGAUGAGAGUCAUUCUUGCUUCCAACAGGGGGACUGUUAUGGAGCUCGGAAUCACACCGAUUGUGACAUCAGGGCUUGUGAUGCAACUUCUCGCUGGUUCAAAGAUCAUUGAAGUUGACAACAAUGUCCGGGAGGAUCGGGCUCUCUUAAACGGAGCACAAAAGCUAUUGGGAAUCCUUAUAGCUAUUGGUGAGGCUGUUGCCUAUGUUUGCUCUGGCAUGUAUGGAAGUGUUGACCAACUCGGAGUUGGAAAUGCUAUCCUUAUUAUCCUUCAGCUCUUCUUUGCUGGGAUCAUUGUUAUAUGCUUGGAUGAACUGCUUCAGAAGGGAUACGGAUUAGGUUCUGGAAUUUCUCUUUUCAUUGCAACCAAUAUUUGCGAAAAUAUAAUAUGGAAGGCAUUCAGCCCGACCACCAUUAACAGCGGCCGUGGAGCUGAGUUUGAAGGUGCUGUUAUUGCUCUGUUCCAUCUACUGAUAACCAGAACAGACAAAGUUCGUGCUCUGCGCGAAGCUUUUUACCGGCAAAAUCUCCCCAAUGUUACGAAUCUCCUCGCUACUGUCCUGAUCUUCCUGAUUGUUAUCUACUUCCAAGGGUUCCGUGUUGUCCUCCCUGUGAGGUCAAAGAAUGCCCGUGGACAACAAGGAUCUUAUCCUAUCAAAUUGUUCUACACCUCAAACAUGCCAAUCAUUCUGCAAUCUGCACUUGUUUCCAACCUUUAUUUUAUCUCUCAGUUACUCUAUAGGAGGUACAGUGGAAACUUUCUGGUAAAUCUUUUGGGCAUAUGGAAGGAGUCUGAGUAUUCAGGUGGUCAGUAUGUCCCCGUUGGCGGUAUAGCUUAUUAUAUCACCGCACCUUCAAGCUUAGCAGAUAUGGCUGCAAAUCCUUUUCAUGCAUUGUUCUAUCUGGUUUUUAUGCUAUCUGCCUGUGCCCUUUUCUCCAAAACAUGGAUUGAAGUGUCUGGAUCUUCUGCCAGAGAUGUUGCCAAGCAACUUAAGGAACAACAAAUGGUGAUGCCCGGACACCGUGAAUCAAACUUGCAGAAGGAGUUGAACCGCUACAUACCUACUGCUGCAGCAUUUGGUGGCAUGUGCAUUGGCGCAUUGACAGUGUUGGCAGAUUUCAUGGGGGCAAUUGGUUCUGGAACCGGAAUUCUGCUUGCCGUGACUAUUAUUUACCAAUACUUCGAGACUUUUGAGAAGGAGAGAGCCAGUGAGCUUGGCUUCUUUGGUUUCUAAACUUAAUCACCUUAAGGAGCUAAAAAUGGCGCCAAAGCUGCCUUCAUCACAAUUUUGGUGUGUAAUAUAUGUAGCUAGAUCCUGUUAACACCAAAAGGCUCGAGUUCUAUAUGGCUAGUUAGGUAUUUUUCAAAAUUUUCCAAAGUUUUUUAUUUUGUUUCAUUUUAUUAGUGUAUCUUUGGAAAAUACUUAUAGCCCUUGUGGCUCCACACUUGUGAAAAGUUUAGUUAUUUAUAACGGAUUUUACGAGGAGUUUAAUUUUCAAGAA